Messenger RNA from Alexandromys fortis (reed vole), 669 nucleotides. RefSeq names its product tetraspanin 16 (gene Tspan16). NCBI's taxonomy places the organism in Eukaryota, Metazoa, Chordata, Mammalia, Rodentia, Cricetidae. Gene Ontology annotation, cellular component: membrane. The record is from RefSeq and is a predicted model, not a curated record.
AUGGCUGAAAUACACACGCCAUAUCCUUUCUUGAAGAAACUGUUGUCUUUAUUCAAUGGCUUUACGGCUGUGUCUGGCACGGUCCUCGUUGGCCUGGCUCUUGGGGUCAUGUAGCAAAAGGUUGCACUGACGAAGGUCCUCGGGAUGCCCUCUGCCUACCUCUGUCUCUCUGGUUAUGUGAGCCGGAAUGGAUGCAUCACCUUAGUGCUCAGCCUCGCUGGGUGGUAUGGAGUGACCGCAGAAAGCAGAGGCAGGCUCCUGACUUGUUUCCUGUUCCUGGUUAUUGUCAUUCUGGAAGUCAUGAUGGCAUCCGUGCUGCUUGUAGUCUUCCCAAUUCGACUCACCCUGGCUGCGUCUGCUCCUGGUCUCUCCCGGGAGGCUCAGGAUGUGGCCUUUGAGCACACCGCUCUGAUGAGGAGGAAUUACUGGUACAAUGGGUCCAAUGACUUCUCUACCCUCACAGGGAGUCAUGAUGGCUCUUCCUUUCAGGAGACAACCGGCCACUCCUACCCUAGGGGCUGUUGUAAAUCCACAGACACUCUGGACUGUGAUGGGUAUAAUGUGUCCUUGGAUGUCAACUCUCAGGGGACCUUCUUGUUGUCUGUGGGCAAUGGCAUCUUUGGGGAGCCUGAGAAAAUUGAGAUAAUGGUCAAGCCUUGGAGAAACUAG